ACCAUUUCCCGCCACAAAGCACAGAGAAGACGAAGAAGACGAAGCAGUUGACGACUACCAAGACGACGCCGCCGGAAGACGCCAUUUUGCUGUUUAACAGGACAGUGACGGAAGGACCGAGGAGAUCCAGUGAAGGUGAGCCAAGAUGGGGGCUCAUUUUGGCAAACUGUUUAGUAGUUUGUUCGGCAAGAAAGAAAUGAGGAUUCUGAUGGUAGGACUGGACGCUGCUGGAAAGACCACCAUCCUGUACAAGCUCAAGCUGGGAGAAAUCGUUACCACGAUCCCGACCAUCGGUUUUAAUGUUGAGACUGUAGAAUACAAGAACAUCAGUUUCACAGUGUGGGAUGUCGGUGGUCAGGACAAGAUCAGGCCACUCUGGAGGCAUUACUUCCAAAACACACAAGGCCUCAUCUUUGUGGUGGACAGUAACGACAGGGAGCGAGUUGGUGAGGCGAAGGAAGAGCUGAUGCGAAUGCUGGCCGAGGAUGAGCUGAGGGAUGUCGUGCUGCUUGUGUUUGCCAACAAACAGGACCUGCCAAAUGCCAUGAGUGCAGCUGAUAUCACAAAUCACCUGGGCUUGUCGUCUCUGCGCCAACGUCUCUGGUAUAUCCAGUCCACGUGUGCCACUAGCGGAGACGGUCUCUACGAGGGUCUCGACUGGCUAUCAAACCAGCUAAAGAACACGAAAUGAUCCACCGUUCCACUUCCUGUGUGUCAUCUAUGUCAGCAGCGUGAUAGGAGACUACACUGGUCCUGGUCUGAUUCUCUCCUCUCCUUCCCUCUCUUUCAUCUAAAGGUGUUGGAUCUAUGGCCAGUGCUACCUUGCAUCUUUGUACUGUACGGGUGUGUUUGGAUGAGUAUUUUUGAACAAGUGUGUGUGUGUGUGUGUGUGUGUGAGAACUGAGUGGGAGCAGCCCUGCUGUGCCUUACACACAGUUAACUAUCAAGCACCUCAUUCCUCCAGUGUCAGCACAUCCAAAAGCACUGGUGUGCACAAAGCAAAGAGUGUAACAGGAUGUUGAGUCCUGUGUGUCAUCUAUCAAGAUUGUUUCUAAAAAAACAAAAUAAAGUAAGAUUAAUUCAGAUGUACAUCUGCUAGUGACAUAGAGUUAAUUCAUCCUGAGAAGCCACACAGUAUUCCACAGUCCAUCCGUGAACACUGGAUACUUAAUGCCUGAUACCUAAUGGUCAGAUCACAUCUAUUCCUGGAGAUAAAUUUCCCUUGUGGUCAAACAGUUCCUUCAGUUUUUAAAGUCAGUCGUCCCCCCCCUCGUAGCUGUGACCCAGAUAUUUGUGUUUUACGCUCAGAGGAUUCAAAAUGUCCAUCAUGAUGAGAUCUAGAAAAGGCAAUAAAUGUUUCAUGUUUACAUUAUGUGGCGGUGUGUUAAGUGUGGCUACUGCAUCGUCAGUGGACAUGUGUAUCCUCUGGGUGCUGUGUGGGUUUCAGCUACAUCUGCUGGAACACUGAGGCCUUUUUAAGAGUUGCUCCCACUCUGGCUUUUUAUUUACUGGUCGCCUUGUUUUUCCUUGUAUGUAGAUCUUUGGGUUGGGGUCUGUUGUUUUUGUUUGUUUGUUGUUUUUUUUUACAUUACUGUUGAUGCGUUCUUGACCUGGAUAACUUAAGCGUGAGCUGUCGUGCCAGGUGUGCAGUCUUUUUGAGUAAAAUGCUCUCGGGACCAAUUGGUUGGCUUCAGAAAAGGGCUCAUUGUGUUUGGUUCAGUUUUUUUGCAUUCGCCUGCAGUGUGUGAAGUCACCCCCUCCUGUGUUUUCCAGAGGACACACGUGUUCCUGAACAAAUUGUCAGGGCUGUGACAGACGGUACAGUUGAAUUCGAAGUGUUUCUGCUGGUCUUUAAUGAAUCAGCACUGUAAAUGCUUCCUCAGUGCUUCAGGUUUUAUGGUGGACAUUUCUGAACCUGUUGACAUUAUGCCCCCUGCCCUGAUGCCAUUUGCACAACCUCAUCCAUCAGCUUGCACAACACAGGCUUGUGUGAUGAAGUGGUUUAUCAAUCAGCCUUAGCAAAGAGCACAUAGACAAUGACCAUUCCCAUGGCUCAACACCAGCAGGCACUUACAAUGUACAAGUAAGAAUGUUGCACCGGUCAAAGGUGGGGUCAGUGAUUCUGGAGUAAUCAGAUACCACACAAAGCAAGUAAGGUAACUAAGGUUAGCUAUGUUUUGGGUUGGCUGCAAUAACAAGCUGUGUUGUGUGGCUCAGUCUCUUUCAGCAGACUUUAAGGAGAUACUCACUGAAUUUGAGAAAAGGUGUAUUUGAUUAAAAUGACAUUAUCUAGAAUCACUUACUCCAGCUUUAAACCAGUAACAGAAUAUUUAAUUUAAUAACAAUUAAGGUUCCAGCAUUUAAUUAAUAUCAAUUUUGAUAUGUGCUGACUGAAGCUGAAGAUGACUCUAAGGUCAUAAUAUCACAGUUUUGUGUUUCUACAACUGGACAUUUUGGUAUUUUUUAUUUUUUUUUCAAACAUUUGAGCUGGUCUUUCGGGCUUUCUUUGUCCGUACAUUCUGUAUUUCCUAAUGUCUGUGGAGUUCAUAUGAUACGUUACAUACUCUGUUAUACAGCAAGAAAUACAAAUGUAUAUAAUCCGUAAGAAAACGUAUUCUAACUUGACAUCUUUCACUUGCUCUUGUUCAGAUGUGAAGCUUUAAUUUUCUGUACAAAUGCUUG
Messenger RNA from Larimichthys crocea (large yellow croaker), 2682 nucleotides. RefSeq names its product ARF GTPase 2a (gene arf2a). The transcript has 5 exons. Lineage: Eukaryota; Metazoa; Chordata; Actinopteri; Sciaenidae. The record is from RefSeq and is a predicted model, not a curated record. The coding region runs from base 146 to 691 and encodes 181 amino acids. Gene Ontology annotation, molecular function: GTP binding; GTPase activity.